AUGUCCGCAAACAUCAGGCCUUUUGGCAGCCCAAAUACAGACAGAAUAGAACAACAGCAUCCUAGCGAUUUACUUCCUCAUGCCGCUGAUCAUAGCACGCAACAUCCUCCAUCGUCAGAGAAGCAGUUGCCUGAUCCAUCAUAUUCUGCUUAUGAUGCUAGCGAUGCCGAAAAACAAGUGCAUUCCCAUACACAUACCAGCUCCUAUCAGCCACCAGAUACGCAGGUGAAUACCGAAAAUGACCUCGACAGGCAGUCAUCCGAAGAUCUUCCCUCACACCGCUCUGUACAUGGCACUUCUAUAAGCCGUGUAACUACCGAUGCCGAUGGGAAUACUUACCCUGAAGGCGGACUGGAGGCUUGGCUGGUAGUCUUUGGCAGCUGGAUGGGCCUUUUCGCUUCUCUUGGUUUGGUCAACACCAUUGGGACGUUCCAGGCAUACCUCGAGAGUCAUCAACUGGAAGAGUAUAGCUCUGGCAAAAUCGGUUGGAUAUUUGGCAUGUACGCAUUUCUGACUUUUUUCUGUGGAGUCCAAAUCGGACCUAUAUUCGAUGCCAAAGGCCCUCGGUUUCUUGUUUUCGCAGGCUCGGUAUUAGUCGUGGUCAUGAUGGUUGCCCUGGGUUUUUGCACUCAGUACUGGCAUUUCAUGCUCGUCAUUGGCGUUGCCGGUGGAUUAGGAGCUUCUCUCAUCUUCACUCCGGCAAUUUCUGCCAUUGGUCAUUACUUCAAUGAGAAACGUGGUGUUGCCACUGGCCUUGCCGCAACCGGUGGUUCUGUUGGGGGAAUUGUAUUCCCACUUACUCUUGAACAAUUAUUUCCAAGGAUCGGUUGGGCAUGGGCAACCCGUGUUGUUGCCUUGAUCUGCUUGGUCUUGGUAAUUGUAUCGUGUCUUUUGGUCAAGUCCCGACUUCCGAAGAAACCCGCUUCGAAAGAGAACGUUCUUCCUGACUUUACCAUAUUUCGGGAACCCAAAUUCGCCCUUACAACGGCUGCUAUCUUCUUCGUGGAGUGGGGUCUUUUCGUUCCGAUUAGUUACAUUUCUUCUUAUGCUUUGGCCCAUGGCGUGUCUAACCGACUAUCAUAUCAGAUGGUGGCCAUUCUGAAUGCAGGAUCGUUUUUCGGAAGAUGGAUUCCAGGCUUUGUUGCUGACUAUCUGGGGCGCUUCAAUACCCUCAUAGCGACAGUAGCCCUCUGUGUGGUUUGCAAUGCUUGUCUUUGGCUUCCUGCUGGAAACAGCGUUCCGGUGAUGAUCGUAUACAGUGUCAUUUUUGGCUUCGGCAGCGGCAGCAAUAUCAGUCUCACUCCAGUUUGCAUUUCACAGCUUUGCAAAAUUGAAAAUUAUGGCAGAUAUUAUGCCACGUCAUACACAGUUGUGAGUUUUGGAACUCUCACUGGCAUUCCAAUUGCAGGCGAAAUACUUUCGCGUUGCAACGGGGAAUACUGGGGCCUUAUUGUCUUCACGACUUGCUGCUAUACUGCCGGCCUUGCUUGUUGCAUCGCAGUGAAGCGGAAACCAAGUCAAAGAUACAUGCCUCCCUCGACGAAGGCCUUUAUCCUAGCUGCCGCUUCAUGGGGUCUCAUCAUCCGUGAUGCGGCAGCUGUCCCUGCGUCCGUCGGCCAGCCUCCCCCUGACGGAAUGGUUCCCUCGAACCGUCCUCCAGAGGCGACCCCGGCUCCGUCUAAGCCAAGCGAGGUCCCGCUUCCUCCUGGGGUGUCGACCCCGCCGGGGCCCGAGGUCUCUCGCAGUCAUCCGCCUACAAUCAAGAUGACUCCUGCUGCUUCCUCUUGCCCCGGUCAGUCUACGGUUACGGUUACUAUCUGCCGUACGAAGUGCCCGAGCAGUAGCUCGUCUUCCGUGCCUCCAAAGCCUACUACAACUUCACCCGGUGGUGGUGGUCCUGGCGGCGGCGGUACUGGCGGAAGUGGUGGCCCUGGCGGAGGUGGUGGCCCUGGCGGAGGUGGUGGUGGCCCUGGCGGUGGUGGUGGUGGCCCUGGCGGUGGUGGCCCUGGCGGUGGUGGCCCUGGCGGAGGUGGUGGUGGCCCUGGCGGUGGUGGCCCUGGCGGUGGCCCCGGUGGUGGUGGCCCUGGCGGAGGUGGUGGCCCUGGCGGAGGUGGUGGCCCUGGCGGAGGUGGUGGCCCUGGCGGAGGUGGUGGCCCCGGUGGUGGUGGUCCUGGUGGAGGCGGCGGCGGAGGAGGUGGUGGUGGAGGUGGAGGUGGAGGAGGAGGAGCAGGCGGCGGUGGUGGUAGUUCCGGAGGUGGUGGUAACCCUGGCGGCGGCGGAGGUCCCGGAGGAGGUGGUGGUGGAGUUCCAACUCCAUGCCCAACUGGCAGUCCCGGAGGAGGAGGCCCUGGAGGCGGCGGUGGUACUGGAGGUGGUGGUGGCCCCGGAGGAGGCGGUCCUAGCGGCGGUGGCUCUGGAGGUGGCGGUCCUGGCGGCGGUGGUUCUAGCGGUGGUGGCUCUGGAGGAGGAGGCACUGGAGGUGGCGGCCGUCCUGGAGGCGGCGGUGGCCCCGGAGGAGGUGGUGGUACUGGCGGAGGCGGUCCUGGAGGCGGUGGUGGUGGUUCUAGUGCCAGUCCCUGUCCUACGGGAGGAGGCAGAGGACCAGGAGGUGGUGGUUCCGGCGGAGGCGGACCAGGUGGUGGAGGAUCAGGUGGUGGAGGGUCAGGAGGCGGAGGCCCUGGCGGAGCGGGACCCAGCGGCAGCGGAGGCCCCCAUCCCGGCGGCGGAGGCGGCAGCUCACCCUGCCCAUCCUGCCCACCGCCAUGCCCCAGCAAUACGCCCGGCAGACCAGUCCAGAAGCCAGGGCACGGCUCCGGCGGAGUCGUCAGCAUCAUGCAAACGCCCGGACCUUCACCCUCCGCGGCUGCUUCUCGUGGGCCCUCCUUCGCAACCGUCUCCAUCCAAAUCCCCUCCUCCAGCUCCCGACUCUCGAACAUACCCAUCCCCACACCAGCACCAACCCCAACCCCAUCUCCAACACCCACACCGGCCGAAGAAGAAUCCGACUCCGAAUCCUCAGAAGACGAAGAAGUGGAGGUCCAAGAAACACCCACCCGCAAUAAAAAGAGAGAGAAGAGAGCACCAAGAGCACCAAGAGCAAAGAGAAAUGAAACCGCCGACUCCGACUCGGAUUCCGAUUCCGACUCCGAUUUCGGGGACAAGAGACGAGAUUAUCUUCGUGCGCUGCGAUUCAAGCUCCACAAGGAUAAGGGCAAGGGCAAGGACAAGGACAAGGGCAAGGACAAGGGCGAGGACAAGGGCGAGGACGAGGACGAGGGUGAGGAGAAAUCCCAGUCGUUUGUCUACCGUCGCAAGGGCAAGGACAAAGGCGGGGACGAGGACGCCGGCGAGGACGAGGGCGAGGGUGAGGGUGAGGAGAAAUCUCAGUCAUUUGUCUAUCGUCGCAAGGGCAAGGACAAAGGCGGGGACGAGGACGCCGGCGAGGACGAGGGCGAGGGUGAGGAUGAGGAGAAAUCUCAAUCGUUUGUCUACCGUCGUGGUGGAUGGUGGGUUUGA
Molecule: messenger RNA, 3516 nt
Organism: Aspergillus affinis
Lineage: Eukaryota; Fungi; Ascomycota; Eurotiomycetes; Eurotiales; Aspergillaceae
Product: putative MFS monocarboxylate transporter
Exons: 3
Coding region: 1-3516 (1171 amino acids)
Biological process (GO): transmembrane transport
Cellular component (GO): fungal-type vacuole membrane
Molecular function (GO): transmembrane transporter activity
Source: RefSeq, a predicted model, not a curated record